Messenger RNA from Ylistrum balloti, 4124 nucleotides. Its product is annotated as thioredoxin reductase 1, cytoplasmic-like. Gene Ontology annotation, cellular component: cytosol; mitochondrion. Gene Ontology annotation, molecular function: thioredoxin-disulfide reductase (NADPH) activity; flavin adenine dinucleotide binding; glutathione-disulfide reductase (NADPH) activity. The record is from RefSeq and is a predicted model, not a curated record. Lineage: Eukaryota; Metazoa; Mollusca; Bivalvia; Pectinida; Pectinidae. The coding region runs from base 211 to 1992 and encodes 593 amino acids. Gene Ontology annotation, biological process: cell redox homeostasis; cellular response to oxidative stress; glutathione metabolic process. The transcript is spliced from 19 exons.
GGGAUUUACAUAGCUCGGUUACGACGGUGGGUGUACAAGACAAGUAUCGGUCAUUCUCUAUAAAUAGAAGCUAAUAUAAUAAUUCGACUGUAAUCCGCCAUAUUUACAGCGGAGAGGUGCUAAGGAGAUUUUUACUCAGGUGUUGCUGUGGUAAAAUAAUUCAAGAUUAAGCGGUCUGGUUCUCCCGUGAUCAACUCUACCCCAGUCAAGAUGCCCCCUUUGGGCCCUGGUGACCUCAAGAAAGAGGUCAAGGACCAGGUGGAAAAAAACAAAGUCAUGAUCUUCAGCAAGACAACCUGUCCUUUCUGUGCCAAGGUGAAGGAUUUGUUCAAAUCCCUAAACCAGGAAUAUGGGGUAACAGAAUUGGAUAAGAUAGCCAACGGGGCUGAAAUACAAAAUAUAUUGCUGGAAGAAACUGGACAAAGAACUGUGCCAAAUGUGUUUAUCAAUGGUAACCACCUGGGAGGUUGUGAUGAUACACUUAAAGCACACAAGAAUGGUAGCCUACAGGCGAUGCUUCAAGAGGCUACCAACUAUGACUAUGAUCUUAUUGUGAUAGGUGGAGGCUCCGGAGGUUUGGCUGCAUCCAAGGAGGCAGCAUCACUGGGGAAGAAGGUUGCUGUGUUUGACUUUGUAAAGCCAACACCAAUGGGGACAACUUGGGGUCUGGGAGGCACAUGUGUUAAUGUUGGAUGUAUUCCCAAAAAGUUAAUGCACCAGGCAGCUAUUCUAGGUCAAAGUCUAGUGGAUGCUAAACAUUUUGGAUGGGAAGUUCCAGAGAAAGUUGAACACAAUUGGGAAACAAUGAGAAAUGCAAUUCAGGAUUACAUCGGCUCUCUCAACUGGGGAUAUAGGGUUCAACUUCGUGAUAAAAAAGUGGACUACCAGAAUUCAUAUGCCGAGUUUAUUGAUAACCACACAAUCAAGGGGGUCAACAAGAAGGGGAAGGAGGUGACAAAGACAGCUCGAGAUUUCAUCGUAGCUGUAGGGGAAAGACCACGUUACCCUGAUAUACCAGGCGCAAAGGAGUACGGCAUCACCAGUGAUGACCUGUUUUCCUUGAGCUACUGCCCGGGAAAAACCCUGCUUGUCGGAGCCUCCUAUGUGUCACUCGAGUGUGGAGGAUUCCUCCAUGGCAUUGGACUAGACGUCACAGUGAUGGUUCGGUCCAUUCUGCUCAGAGGCUUCGAUCAGCAGAUGGCAAACAGGAUUGGAGAUUACAUGGAAGCCAGUGGCAUCAACUUCAUCCGACCAUGUGUCCCAACUAAGAUAGAGAAACUGGAAGAUGGCCAGCCCGGAAAAUACAAGGUGUAUGGCAAAUACUCUGAUGGGACGGAGUACAGCGAUACAUUCAACACUGUGAUAUUUGCCAUUGGCAGAGACCCUGUCACAUCCACGAUUGGAUUUGACAAAGUUGGUGUCAAACUCAACAAGAACGGUAAAGUUAUUGCUGAUGAAAAUGAAGCUACUAACGUGUCCAACAUCUAUGCAAUUGGUGACAUACUGGAAGGCAAACUAGAGCUCACACCAGUAGCGAUACAGGCAGGCAAACUCCUGGCCCGUCGACUCUACAACAACAGCAAAGUUCUGACGGACUACAUCAAUGUAGCCACAACAGUUUUUACGCCUCUGGAAUAUGGUUCCAUAGGCUACUCGGAGGAGGCUGCAAUAGAGAAGUUUGGCGAGGCAAAUAUAGAGGUGUACCACACAAACUUUUGGCCGCUGGAAUGGACUGUGGCCAAGAGAGAGGAAAAUGUCUGCUAUGCUAAAAUUAUCUGUCACAUUCCUGACAAGGAACGAGUGGUGGGAUUCCAUGUUUGUGGACCAACUGCAGGGGAGAUAACUCAGGGCUACGCAUUGGGAAUAAAACUUGGUGCAACCAAGAAAGACCUGGACGACACAAUAGGGAUACAUCCUACUUGUUCCGAACAAUUUACCACCUUGAAUGUGACGAAGAGGAGUGGAAAGACGAUAGAUCAAGGUGGUUGCUGAGGUUAGAUCCUGCUGCUGUCUACCUAAACAUUAGACCCAGAAGUUCUCUGUAAACUCACAUCACAUGCUGGUUCCAGUGGCUGCCCUCGACUCCUGGUUACUUUGGAGUGUGGAGAAACUGUGUAUCCAUUUCUGUGACUUUGCACAAGUUAAUCUUACUGGACAUCAAUAGACAUGACAUGGAAAAACAUUUUACAAUAGUCGAACAUUGUAAACAAAAACGAUAGACAUUUGUCGGUAGGCACAUGUUUUAAUCAUGCCACUGGAUUUUGAUUAUGACUUCAUUGUGUUUUGUUUUUUCAAGCCAUUGGAAAAUUUGAUGUGAUAGAGAUACUCUGGUCGUGUUUAGACAGCAGCAGGGUUUUUGUCAAGAGUAGUACUUUCCUGUAGUGUACUUGUGUGGUACAUGGAUGACGGACAAGUCUACAAUCCCAACUUGGGACGGACUUGACCUGAAGAUACUGGUCAGUACAGCUCAAACCAUUUGUGUCCUAGGUUCAUGUACUAAGGGAUCCAGGUUUAAUUGCCAUUUUUUAAUGAUUAUUUUUUCAGUGUUUUUUUAUUUCCCAUUUCUUAAUUUUCAACAGUUUAACAACGACUUGAAAAUGGAAAUUUUCAGGUGUUGAAUUGUGUAUUGAAAAUGAUUGAAAAUUGAUAUCUGCACAAAGUAGUUAUGUAAGAAUUUCUUACAAAAACCUACCUUGAUAUCACUAUUCAUCUUUCCAAUACGUAUAGUUUUGUUUAAGUUUGAGUUUAGAAUUUUUCACACAACAUAUCAUAUUUGUUUCAUUAACAGGAGCUGUGUUGUUCGUUCAAUUACCAAAUUAAUUUUCUUUAGACUUGUGAAAGAGAAACAUUGAGCUAGAGUGACGGGUUCAGGUGACUUUGCUUUUAAACAGAGACUAUCAUUUGAUCAACUGAAGACAUUUCUGAACAUAAAAAAAAAACAUUUUCAAAAUUGCCUGAAAUAAUACAGAACAGAUUUAAAAUCCAACAAAAAUAAAAUAAAUAGAAGUUGCAAGAAAAUCUGAAAUGUGUAAGUAUUCACGUUUCACAUAUCUAAGAAUAAAGUGGAGUUUCUACAGACAACCAGCAGUUUACCAUCAAUUUUUUUCCUUUAUUAGUUUACUUUGAAUUGUGCUUAAAGGCACAUAGACCAAUCUUGUACUUAAUAUUGUAUAACGAUAUGAUUGAUCGUGUUUUACUGUCCAGGCAUAUAUUAAAGAGGUAUCAAAUUACAUUUGGAUUGCCUUAUAGCAAAAAAAGUGUAAUCCGAUUUGUAGUUUAUGAAGUGCUAUAUAAUAUCAGUGCUAACUUCUAAUUGUAAACAUCAUUGCUUUCAAAUUCUUUUAUAGAAUAAACAAUAUGAGCCAAUUAUCCAAACUUCCAUUGACUUCUGUUGAUCCCAAUAAACAGCAUGGGGUGAUACUUCACCACAUAAAGGCUACAAGGCUAGAGUCAUUCAAACAAGAGAUAAUCAGUAGUUAGUGACAAAUGCUAGAACCAAAUCAAACCAGAUUUUAGACAUAAUUUGUUAUUGAGCAGCAGUAGAUGUGUUGAGACAGGACAUAUUUAGAGUUCUAAUUAGGCCUUUUAAUCUCGUGUUCUUUCAGUGAUCAAACAAAAAAAAGAAUUAUUCACUAACCACCGGUUAACUCUAUGUAACCUUUGAGUAACCGCGGCCAGAUUGACUGCAGGAUUUUAGAAUAUUUUCUUUGUGUUGUACUGGGGUUGGAUAGUUGGCUCUCUGCUGCAAUAUCUAGGGUGUGAAUGUUUAGGACAUUAUAGCAUUAAAAGGUGGGAAUUCUCUCCUUUAUCAAAUCUACUGUUUAGCAUUAGAAGGGGGGAAUUCUCUCCAUUAUAAAGUCUACUGUUUAGCAUUAGAAGGGGAGAAUUCUCUCCAUUAUUAAGUCUACUGUUUAGCAUUAGAAGGGGGAAUUCUCUCCAUUAUAAAGUCUGCUGUUUAGCAUUAGAAGGGGAGAAUUCUCUCCAUUAUAAAGUCUGCUGUUUACUCAGUUUGACUUGGUCUAACACAUGUCAGUUGUUGGUUGUGAUUGAACUUGUAUCAUUUUCCCCUGUCUCUUAAUGUGCUACAUCAUGUACAGGCACAAUAAACAUUAUGGUGAUGUUGA